This is a messenger RNA of Procambarus clarkii (red swamp crayfish), 1404 nucleotides long. The record is from RefSeq and is a predicted model, not a curated record. Lineage: Eukaryota; Metazoa; Arthropoda; Malacostraca; Decapoda; Cambaridae.
AUGAGGCUUAAUGCUAGUAGCGAGUGCCCUGGCCGUCAUGCUAGUAGCGAGUGCCCUGGCCGUCAUGCUAGUAGCGAGUGUCCUGGCCGUCAUGCUAGUAGCGAGUGCCCUGGCCGUCAUGCUAGUAGCGAGUGCCCUGGCCGUCAUGCUAGUAGCGAGUGUCCUGGCCGUCAUGCUAGUAGCGAGUGCCCUGGCCGUCAUGCUAGUAGCGAGUGUCCUGGCCGUCAUGCAAGUAGCGAGUGUCCUGGCCGUCGUGCUGGUAGCGAGUAUCCUGGCCGUCAUGCUAGUAGCGAGUGUCCUGGCCGUCAUGCUAGUAGCGAGUGUCCUGGCCGUCAUGCUAGUAGCGAGUGCCCUGGCCGUCAUGCUAGUAGCGAGAGUCCUGGCCGUCAUGCUAGUAGCGAGUGUCCUGGCCGUCAUGCUAGUAGCGAGUGUCCUGGCCGUCAUGCUAGUAGCGAGUGCCCUGGCCGUCAUGCUAGUAGCGAGUGUCCUGGCCGUCAUGCUAGUAGCGAGUAUCCUGGCCGUCAUGCUAGUAGCGUGUGCCCUGGCCGUCAUGCUAGUAGCGUGUGCCCUGGCCGUCAUGCUAGUAGCGAGUGUCCUGGCCGUCAUGCUAGUAGCGAGUGCCCUGGCCGUCAUGCUAGUAGCGAGUAUCCUGGCCGUCAUGCUAGUAGCGUGUGCCCUGGCCGUCAUGCUAGUAGCGAGUGCCCUGACCGUCAUGCUAGUAGCGAGUGUCCUGGCCGUCAUGCUAGUAGCGAGUGUCCUGGCCGUCAUGCUAGUAGCGAGUGCCCUGGCCGUCAAUCUAGUAGCGAGUGUCCUGGCCGUCAUGCUAGUAGCGAGUGUCCUGGCCGUCAUGCUAGUAGCGAGUGUCCUGGCCGUCAUGCUAGUAGCGAGUGUCCUGGCCGUCAUGCUAGUAGCGAGUGUCCUGGCCGUCAUGCUAGUAGCGAGUGCCCUGGCCGUCAUGCUAGUAGCGAGUAUCCUGGCCGUCAUGCUAGUAGCGAGUGUCCUGGCCGUCAUGCUAGUAGAGAGUGUCCUGGCCGUCAUGCUAGUAGAGAGUGCCCUGGCCGUCAUGCUAGUAGCGAGUGUCCUGGCCGUCAUGCUAGUAGCAAGUGUCCUGGCCGUCAUGCUAGUUGCGAGUGCCCUGGCCGUCAUGCUAGUAGCGAGUGCCCUGGCCGUCAUGCUAGUAGCGAGUGCCCUGGCCGUCAUGCUAGUAGCGAGUGUCCUGGCCGUCAUGCUAGUAGCGAGUGUCCUGGCCGUCAUGCUAGUAGCGAGUGUCCUGGCCGUCAUGCUAGUUGCGAGUGCCCUGGCCGUCAUGCUACCUCUGAAGAAACGGCCAACGGUUCAAAAUAUGUCCCACCUAUCAAAUUAUUGUACAGGGACUUCUUUAUAAUGGUCAACAAAAUGAAAUAA